GUUCACCAGCAACAUCUGUGAUCGGCGAGUAACGGUCUGUCUAGAAUUAUCACUCAAAGUGAAUUUUGACAUUCGCUUUUACACCGUAAUCAUAUCUUUGUCGAGAAUUUUAUGCAAUGUUGGUUUAAAACAACAUUGUGCAUUUAAGGGUUAAGCUACUGAACACAAAUCAGUCUCCCCAUCAUCUUAAACCAGAAUAAUUGGAAUAUCAAUCUUGUGUAGCUGACGAAGCAACAAUCUGGUACCUUGCUUCCACGGAUUGUCUCGGAUACUGCCGGUUAUAGUGUCUGAUUUCGUUUCAACAGGUUCGAGUCCUGUGUCGGUUCGUAUGGUUGUGUAGUUUUAUCAUUUCGAUUGCAUAAUCGGACAGCAUUCAGGAGCGAUUAUAUAUCCACAACAAUUAAGACAACGUCAAAAAAUGUUACUUCGUCCAAUUCAACGAUAUAUGUCUCCUCUAGUAUAUCGAGCCAUGUCAACUGGAGCGGAACGUACCGUCAUCAGUGAGGAACUCGGUAGUGACAAGGGAGUCAUUACGCUGAACCGACAAAAGGCCUUGAAUGCCAUCAAUCUUGAUAUGGUGCGACAGAUUUACGCGGUCAUGAAACAGUGGCAGAAUACCAAGAGUUUGGUUAUCGUUAAAGGAGCCGGAGAAAAGUCGUUCUGUGCGGGUGGUGAUGUGCGAGCAAUCGUAGAGAAUGGUCCGGUGGAUUCAUCGAGAAAUUUCUUCCGCGAGGAAUACCGACUGAACGAACUGAUUGGUACCUACAAACCAGACUACGUUGCUAUCAUUGAUGGAAUAACCAUGGGUGGUGGAGUCGGUUUGUCCGUGCAUGGGAAGUAUCGAGUGGCUACCGAGCGGACCAUGUUCGCCAUGCCCGAAACAGCCAUCGGGCUGUUUCCGGAUGUCGGUGGCGGAUUCUUUUUGCCUCGACUGCAAGGCAAACUAGGCUUGUUUCUGGGAUUGACCGGCUAUAGAUUAAAGGGCAAGGAUGUGAUGAAGGCUGGAAUUGCUACCCACUACGUUGAAAGCAAAAAUCUUGAGGCUCUCGAGAAAGAACUUGUUGCAGCUAGGAACAGCUCGGAUGUCUCCAAUAUACUCAAUAAGUUCAAUGCAAACGAUAGUUCCGAAUUCACACUGGCCAAGGAAUUGAAACAGAUCGACGAGUGUUUUGAUGCAUCAACAGUAGAAGACAUUUUCGCGAACUUGGAAAAGGAUGGCAGUUCUUGGGCUAAAAGUACUCUGCAAACUAUGGCCAAAAUGUCACCAACUUCGUUAAAGGUAACCAAAAAACAGUUGGACCUUGGAGUGCAGUGUGACUUACGUAGCUGUCUAAAGAUGGAAUUUCGCAUGGCGGUUCAUAGUGUCAUCGGUAGUGAUUUUGAGGAGGGUGUCCGAGCAAUGUUGAUUGAUAGAGACCAGAAUCCGAAGUGGAAUCCGGCAAAGUUGAGUGAAGUUACCCAAUCACAUGUUGAUCGGUUUUUUGGACCACUUCCCGACGGAGAUGAAUUGGUUUUCGACAAUGAGGCGAAAGCGAAUCUAUAAGUUGAUUAUUUCUGUGGCGAUUCCUACCUCAAGUGCAUUUAAAUAAGCUAAUCAGUGGAUAUUAUUAACGCAUGGCGUAAACAAAUAAAAUUUUAGUUAAA
This is a messenger RNA of Topomyia yanbarensis, 1644 nucleotides long. RefSeq names its product 3-hydroxyisobutyryl-CoA hydrolase, mitochondrial (gene Hibch). Gene Ontology annotation, cellular component: mitochondrion. Bases 419 to 1543 code for a protein of 374 amino acids. The transcript has 2 exons. The record is from RefSeq and is a predicted model, not a curated record. Gene Ontology annotation, biological process: L-valine catabolic process. NCBI's taxonomy places the organism in Eukaryota, Metazoa, Arthropoda, Insecta, Diptera, Culicidae. Gene Ontology annotation, molecular function: 3-hydroxyisobutyryl-CoA hydrolase activity.